AUCCUAAUCCCAGGAAGCUAUCCCUAUCGCGUUGGACAAAUCCUCCAGCUACGUGCAGCCACACCACGCGCCGAUCAAGUCUCCGUCAUGAACGCCAAGAUCCUCAAAGCGUUCCAUCAAGACGACGGAAUGGCGUGUAUACUGGAAGUGCAGGUGACGCCGCCGUUGGGGAAGAUGAGCAACCCGAUGAUGCUGAAACUGUUCGACCGACGGUAUGCGGCGGUGGCGCGAACGUGGAGGCUGGGGUACGGCAGGGACCCGGCGAACUGGGCCACCUGGGUUGAGCAGGAGUACCUCGAGUAUCGCUGCAAGGAAAAAAGCCUGAUCACGAUGCAGAUCCUCACCCAGAACGAGCCUCCGCGCUGGGAGCACUUGAGCUGGGAGCCCGCGCAGCGCGAGAUCUACUUCGAGGACAUCAUGCGCCGCCACCUGGAGACCGAGGCCGACGCCUGGCUGCGUCUCAACCCGCUGCAAUGCGACAUGAUCCCGCAGUUCUACGGCCGCAUCUCGGUCACCUGGGAUGCCAUGUCGGAUGACGGCCAGUCUACCGCCACUGGGCUGUGCCACGGGCUUCUUCACGAGGAGGUCUCCGGAUUCAGCCUGGUCAAACUGCGUGAAAUGGUGCCGCAAUCGUCUUGGCAGACGUACUGCAAUCAGGUUCUCAAGGUGCUGCAGGAGAUCAAUGAGUUGGACGUGCGAACCGAGGGGCUCAGUCUGCUGGAUUUCGCCCUGCAUCGUAUCGUGAACGGAGACUCGGACGAGGAGGAGGACUACGACCUGAAGGACAACAAUGAUCUCGUGGUCGUUCUUAUUAAUCUUAAAUCCUGUAGGAUUCGCGAGUACGAGCAAAGUGAGCAUGAAUUCAGACGGCUCCUCGCGUUGGAGGACGAAGAAUUCUCCAUUGGACAGCAAUUGGAACUCCUCACUCGCGGUGCGUGGACCUAUCGUCGUUCGGAUUAUUACCGCAAGCUGGAUCGUGACUUUCCCGAUAUCAAGUUGGAACAAGAAGCCGAGAUCGAAGAAGAAGAACCGGAGCUACCCAUUUAUUACACGACUAGAGGAGGCACGCCGGUCAAUCGUUAGGAUGUAGAGCAGAGCAGAGUGGGUCACAUGUUUCGAACGUGUUGGAAGUCAUUCGUUGACUAGUUAUAGCCUGGUAUACUAGAUAGCACCACUUAGCUGAAAUGCCAAACCUCGAUAGCAU
Molecule: messenger RNA, 1204 nt
Organism: Aspergillus homomorphus CBS 101889
Lineage: Eukaryota; Fungi; Ascomycota; Eurotiomycetes; Eurotiales; Aspergillaceae
Exons: 1
Coding region: 88-1083 (331 amino acids)
Source: RefSeq, a predicted model, not a curated record